Molecule: messenger RNA, 865 nt
Organism: Bemisia tabaci
Lineage: Eukaryota; Metazoa; Arthropoda; Insecta; Hemiptera; Aleyrodidae
Source: RefSeq, a predicted model, not a curated record
AAAAAACCGAAACAAUUAAGGCCUCAAUUUUAAUCAUUUAUCACCGGACUAGUUUUCGAUGGUUGCCACUCCUAGUCGAGCAGGGCUGAGCCCUAAUUCGUUCAGUUUUGGCAUCUACCAAAAACGAGUUCCAUUCCAGUAUUUAUUCAGUAAUUCAGUUUAAUCCGUUGCAACAUCGCCCAGUUUUUCAACAUCCUCAUACCGGCACUUAUAAUAUGAAUGUAGAGUGGUUAGAGGCAUGGAGACUUCUCAGGCUGGUCUGGAUCCUGCUGUUUCUGAUUUUAUGCCUGAUUUUUGAGCCUGUGGCAGGAGUGAGAGCAAGCUCUGGCGUGAAGCGAACACGAAAGCCGCGCAUCACCACGACAACCGCAGGCCCAACAACCACGGUUAAUUUCACGAUUCCACCACCGAUCAUCAGAACUCAGAAGGAAAUAGAGGCGGCUAUGAUCAAGAGUCAAAUCAUACCUGACCUUUUCACCGAGGCACCAAAAAAGCUCCAAGUUGUAUCAGUAAAAUUUGAAGGGAAAUCGUUGGCAAACCUAGGAAAUCAUUUAUCAAUUCGAGAUUUAGAGUAUUGGGCACCUUUCAUCCAUUGGAAGUCAGAUGAGUCGGAAUUCUACACUUUGAUGAUGCUCAACCUUGACGUUCCAUCUAGAGAAAACCCAUCACAACGAGAGUGGAUUGUUUGGCUGAUGACAAAUAUUCCGGGAUGCUGGGUCAUGCGUGGUGACGAAUUAAUUGAAUAUGAGGAACCUGAUCCAGAAAAAGGAACAGGAUCUCAUCGAUAUGUUCUCCUCAUUUAUCACCAGAAACAAGGCAAACAGAAGUUUCGUGAAUACGCAUUCAACCUCAUACCCGGUAUAUU